Brachypodium distachyon (stiff brome) is the source of this 1138-nucleotide messenger RNA. RefSeq lists its product as uncharacterized. The transcript has a single exon. The record is from RefSeq and is a predicted model, not a curated record. Bases 265 to 846 code for a protein of 193 amino acids. Lineage: Eukaryota; Viridiplantae; Streptophyta; Magnoliopsida; Poales; Poaceae.
CUAGCGCUCUGUAUCCCCCGUUUCUUCCAGCUGCAUCUUGUCACGAGCUACCGACCCGUCUGCUCCACACAUACCAAGCUAGCUUCACUUUUUUCCGUGUGCGGCAAGGUGAUGCAUACGUACCCAACCCUCGGCUGUAUAUAAAGGCCGCCCCCUCCUCCCAAUUGAUUCAACUCACAUUUGCAAUCGACCAAAGAGCAUCAGUAAACUUCGCUGGUGUCCUGCGACUCCUGCAUCAACAUCGAGCUAGAUAAAUAUAUAGAGAUGGCGCCUAAUGGUGACGCGGCGGUGGCGGCGAGGCCGCAGCAGACGCAGAAGCCGGCGCCGCGGAGGAAUAUCUCGAUGGGCGGGCUGCAGCGCGCGAUGUCGGACCUGGCGCUAGAGUUCAUGAUCAGCAACGACAUCAUCACCACCACCGGCAACAGCAAGAAGCAGCUGCCGGCGGUGUCGGAGCAGCAGGAGCAGGAGGCGGCGGUGGGGGAGGCGCGGUGCGAGUGCUGCGGGAUGACGGAGGAGUGCACGGCGGAGUACGCGGCGCGCGUGCGGGACCGGCACUGCGGGCGGCUCGUGUGCGGCCUCUGCGCCGCGGCCGUCAGCGCUAGCGGCGGCCGGACGGAGACGACGAUGGAGGAAGCGCUGGCGAAGCACAUGGGCGUGUGCGGGAGGUUCAACCGCGUGGGGCGGGCGAACCCGGUGCUCAUGCAGUCGGAGGCCAUGAGGGAGAUGCUCAAGAAGAGCAGGGGCAAGUCCACCAGCCCCAGGGCCGGCGCCGGACGCCUCGCCAGGAGCUCCAGCUGCAUCUCUGCCAUCACCAAGGACCUCAACCUCCGUCAAAUGAAUAAUUAAGGAGUGGAUCCAUCUUCGUCAUAAAAAAAGCAAAAAAAGAACCAUAUGUACCAAGACAGUACUCCGUAGUAGUAUUAGUAAAGCUUCGAUUAAAAAGGCAAAAUCUUGUGUAGGUGCGAAGCUGUUUCCCUGUUCUUUUUCGUUCUACACUCCAUCUGAUGUGUGUACCAUGUGUACGCUUAUUAGUUUUUUUUAAGUACCGUGUAUAUACAUGUACAUACUUGGCACCAUGUAUUUUAUAAGUAUACACUCAUGUAUAUAUGUUGAACGAAAGUGCCGUGUGUAUUCUCAA